This is a messenger RNA of Ochotona curzoniae (black-lipped pika), 2602 nucleotides long. RefSeq names its product villin 1 (gene VIL1). Gene Ontology annotation, cellular component: cytoplasm; actin cytoskeleton; lamellipodium. The record is from RefSeq and is a predicted model, not a curated record. The transcript has 19 exons. Lineage: Eukaryota; Metazoa; Chordata; Mammalia; Lagomorpha; Ochotonidae. Bases 1 to 2487 code for a protein of 828 amino acids. Gene Ontology annotation, biological process: barbed-end actin filament capping; actin polymerization or depolymerization; actin filament severing. Gene Ontology annotation, molecular function: phosphatidylinositol-4,5-bisphosphate binding; actin filament binding.
AUGACUGAACUAAGCACACAAGUGAAAAACUCUCUCAAUGUCACCACCCCAGGCAUCCGGAUAUGGAGGAUUGAGGCCAUGCAGAUGGUGCCUGUUCCUUCCAACACCUUUGGGAGCUUCUACGAUGGAGACUGCUACGUGGUCCUGGCAACCCACAAGACAGGCAACAACCUGUCCUAUGACAUCCACUUCUGGAUCGGCCAGGCCUCAUCCCAGGACGAGCAGGGGGCGGCGGCCAUCUACACCACACAGAUAGAUGACUACCUGAAGGGCAAGGCUGUCCAGCACCGCGAGGUCCAGGGCAAUGAGAGUGAGACCUUCCGAAGCUACUUCAAGCAGGGCCUUGUCAUCCAGAAAGGGGGCGUGGCUUCCGGCCUGAAGCAGGUGGAGACCAACUCCUACGAUGUCCGUCGGCUGCUACAUGUCAAGGGCAAGAGGAACGUGGUGGCCGGAGAGGUGGAGAUGUCCUGGAAGAGUUUCAACCGCGGGGAUGUUUUCCUGCUGGAUCUGGGGAAGCUCAUCAUCCAGUGGAAUGGGCCAGAGAGCAACCGCAUGGAGAGACUCAGGGGCAUGACUCUGGCCAAGGAGAUCCGAGACCAGGAGAGGGGUGGGCGAACCUACGUGGGUGUGGUAGAUGGGGAGGAUGAGGCCGCGUCCCCUCAGCUGAUGGAGAUUAUGAAUCACGUGCUGGGCCAGCGCCGGGAGCUGAAGGCUGCUGUGCCCGAUUCGGUGGUGGAGCCAGCACUCAAGGCUGCCCUCAAGUUGUACCAUAUGUCUGACGCGGAGGGGAAGAUGGUGGUUAGGGAGAUUGCCACGCGGCCGCUCACACAGGACCUUCUCAAUCAUGAGGAUUGUUAUAUCCUGGACCAAGCAGGCCUGAAGAUCUUUGUGUGGAGGGGGAAGAAUGCCAACGCCCAGGAGAGGAAGGAGGCCAUGAACCAGGCACUGAACUUCAUCAAAGCCAAGCAGUACCCAGCAAGCACACAGGUGGAGGUGCAGAAUGACGGGGCCGAGUCAGCCAUCUUCCAGCAGCUCUUCCAGAAGUGGACGUUGCCCAACCAGACCUCGGGCCUGGGCAAAACCCACACUGUGGGCUCUGUGGCUAAGGUGGAACAGGUGAAGUUUGAUGCCACCUCCAUGCACGUCCAGCCUCAGGUGGCCGCCCAGCAGAAGAUGGUGGAUGACGGGAGUGGGGAGGUGCAGGUGUGGCGCAUUGAGAAUCUGGAGCUGGUGCCUGUGGAGUCCAGGUGGCUGGGCCAUUUCUUCGGGGGCGACUGCUACCUGCUGCUCUACACCUACCUGAUUGGCGAGAAGCAGCACUACCUGCUCUACAUCUGGCAGGGCAACCAGGCCAGCCAGGAUGAGAUUGCAGCCUCGGCCUAUCAGGCUGUCAUCCUGGACCAGAAGUACAAUGACGAACCAGUUCAGAUCCGGGUCACCAUGGGCAAGGAGCCACCUCACCUCAUGUCUAUCUUCAAGGGACGCAUGGUGGUCUACCAGGGAGGCAGCUCCCGGGACAGCAACAACCUGGAGCCUGCGCCUUCCACACGGCUGUUCCAGGUCCGGGGAACAAGCGACAACAACACCAAAGCCUUCGAAGUGCCAGCCCGGGCUGCAUCUCUCAACUCCAAUGAUGUCUUCAUCCUCAAGACCCCAUCCUGCUGCUACCUGUGGUGUGGGAAGGGCUGUAGCGGGGAUGAACGGGAGAUGGCCAAGACAGUUGCUGAUACCAUCGCGCGGACGGAGAAGCAGGUGGUAGUGGAAGGGCAGGAGCCAGCCAACUUCUGGAUGGCCCUGGGCGGGAAGGCCCCCUAUGCCAACUCCAAGAGGCUGCAGGAGGAAAACCUGGCCAUUGCCCCGCGGCUUUUUGAAUGCUCCAACCAAACCGGGCGCUUCUUGGCCACGGAGAUCCCCGAUUUCACCCAGGACGACCUUGAAGAGGAUGACGUGUUCCUGCUGGAUGUCUGGGACCAGGUCUUCUUCUGGAUAGGGAAGCAUGCCAACGAGGAGGAAAAGAAGGCAGCUGCCACCACCGUGCAGGAGUACCUCAAGACCCACCCCAGCGGCCGUGACCUGGGCACCCCCAUCAUCGUGGUGAAGCAGGGCAAUGAGCCGCCCACAUUCACGGGCUGGUUCCUGGCCUGGGAUCCCUUCAAAUGGAGUAAUACCAAAUCCUAUGAGGAACUGAAGACAGAGCUUGGGCAGUCUGGUGACUGGAGCCAGAUUACUGCAGAGGUCACAAACCCACAAGUGGAAAUGUUUACCGCCACCACCAGCUUUAGUUCUGGACCUCUGCCCAUCUUCCCGCUGGAACAGCUGGUGAACAAGCCUGUGGAAGAGCUCCCCGAAGGGGUGGACCCCAGCAGGAAGGAGGAGCACCUGUCUGUGGAAGACUUCACUAGAGCCUUUGGGAUGUCUCCAGUUGCCUUCUCGGCCCUGCCUCGAUGGAAGCAACAAAACCUCAAGAAAGAAAGAGGACUGUUUUGAGCAGCAGGAGGAACUGUGGUUGUAAAGCAAGCCUACCCACACUCCCAACACUGUCAGCACUUCCCUGUUUUUAUUACUGCAAUCAGUCCUUUGCUGGUUAAUGAAGUUUGAAGUU